Dothidotthia symphoricarpi CBS 119687 is the source of this 1119-nucleotide messenger RNA. RefSeq lists its product as uncharacterized. Gene Ontology annotation, molecular function: ribonuclease P activity; ribonuclease MRP activity. NCBI's taxonomy places the organism in Eukaryota, Fungi, Ascomycota, Dothideomycetes, Pleosporales, Dothidotthiaceae. The record is from RefSeq and is a predicted model, not a curated record. The coding region runs from base 1 to 1119 and encodes 372 amino acids. The transcript has 2 exons. Gene Ontology annotation, biological process: tRNA 3'-end processing; endonucleolytic cleavage in ITS1 to separate SSU-rRNA from 5.8S rRNA and LSU-rRNA from tricistronic rRNA transcript (SSU-rRNA, 5.8S rRNA, LSU-rRNA); tRNA 5'-leader removal. Gene Ontology annotation, cellular component: multimeric ribonuclease P complex; ribonuclease MRP complex.
AUGUUAGAUAUCCAUCGUACGGAUUCCGUGCCCGAUACGAAAAUCUACUUUUCGCACAGUAUCCUGCCCACUUGCAUCGAUCCGCAAAACGUCUCCACGAAAAAGAAACCGUUCUCAACAUUUAGUAAGCAAAGGUUCAGUCACACACUGGACCUCAUACUACCGGAGGAAAUCUACGAUAUAGUGGAGAAAGAAUUGUAUCGAGAAAAUGGCGUUGGAGAUAAAAAAUACGCGAAGGUGCAUAUGCAACUAGGAGAAGUGCUGGAGAGCGAAUUCCUCGACCAGUACGUCAGGCAAGGCAAUAUCAUGAUGCUUAGUGAAGGACGACCGCUUGUCGAUAAUGUUUUCUCCCUCUACGACGGUACACUGCGUCUCGAACUCGACCGCCCUACCUACGAGCGUUGCGGCCUGCAAGGUAUUUCUAUCGAAGACGGUGGUCGCAAACACCAGAAGUCGCGCUGGGUCGUGGAGUUCAAUCUUCGCGAUAAGGCUAUGAGACAUGGCAAAGGGAAAUUCGAGAGACUGAUGUGGGCUUGCAGGAAUGUGCUGGACCAGAGUCUAACGUGGCUUUUCUAUAAUUUCAACCCAAGUUCGGCGGAAUCGCUCGCGGAGGGCAAGGAGAUGUUGUCGAAACACGCGCCUAAGAUAUGCUCCAUUGAGCCGAGUGUAAUAAAGAUGAGGAAUGUGCUGGUGCCGAAGUUAUCAGUGCACAAUUUAGCAAGUCUCUACGAAGAGGAAGAUGCGUUGAGUUUGCUUGAAUAUUGCCGCAUGCUCUCUUUGGACUCGCCUCGGCUUAGCGAAACCGAUGAUAUCGACCCCCAUCUGUCUCGUUAUGAGGUUCCUGAUUUCGAGCACGGAACAUCCCCGAGGAGCAUGGUUUGUGUUCGGUGGAGGGGCUUCAUCCCGUCUUCUUUCGCGCGCGACUUGUUUCUCGUGGUGAGAAGACUAAGCUUUAGGAACAAGAGUGGGAAGGAUGAGGAGGGAGAUGUGGAUAUGGAAGGGGACGAGAAACGCGAAAAUUGGUUUGCGGUGAGCGCAGAGGGUUUUGGAGAAAAGAACGCGUGGACGGCCAUGCAGUUUGCUGGGCGGGAGACCCUAGUUUGGGAGGUUGAGAGCUGA